This is a messenger RNA of Pantherophis guttatus, 5209 nucleotides long. RefSeq names its product 6-phosphofructo-2-kinase/fructose-2,6-biphosphatase 3 (gene PFKFB3). NCBI's taxonomy places the organism in Eukaryota, Metazoa, Chordata, Lepidosauria, Squamata, Colubridae. Gene Ontology annotation, molecular function: ATP binding; 6-phosphofructo-2-kinase activity; fructose-2,6-bisphosphate 2-phosphatase activity. Gene Ontology annotation, biological process: fructose 2,6-bisphosphate metabolic process; fructose metabolic process. Gene Ontology annotation, cellular component: cytosol. The record is from RefSeq and is a predicted model, not a curated record.
GGCCGCGCUUCAUUUCUCCAGCCACGCCGACCCAGUUCAGUUCAAGGUCCGCCGUCCGAUCUCAGCCCCCCUCCCCACCUCCUCCAAGAGACUGAAGCCGUUGCGAGGCUUCCUUCGGCCCGAGCAAGGGGACCUGUUGAGGAUCCCGGAUUCUAAGGGUCGAUUUUGGGGGCUUCCCCCCCUCCGACGCCCCUUCCAUUUCUUGCAAAAAAGGAUAAAGCAGACGGGGGAAACCCCCUCCCCAAUAAAUCACCCACCCACCCCCCAAAAAAACCCACCCGAUCGACCGAUCGCCCCCUUUUUUUUGGGUGCCCCUCCUUCCCUCCCUCUCCCACCUUUCCUCGCCCCGCAUCCGCAACGAAGGUGGAGUCGGAGCGCGGCGACACCUUGCUCGCCAAGAUGCCCAUGGAGCUGACGCAGAGCCGGAUCCAGAAGAUUUGGCUGCCGCCCGACAAUCACCCCACGUUGCCGCGCCGAUUAUGUGGUCCGCAGCUCACCAAUUCCCCCACCGUAAUCGUGAUGGUUGGACUGCCGGCUCGCGGGAAAACCUACAUUUCCAAAAAACUAACCCGCUACCUCAACUGGAUUGGCGUGCCGACGAAAGUGUUUAAUGUGGGCGAGUAUCGCCGGGAGGCUGUGAAACAUUACAGCUCUUACAACUUCUUCCGUCCUGACAACGAGGAGGCCAUGAAAGUCCGCAAACAGUGUGCCUUAAGUGCCUUGAGAGACGUCAAACUCUACCUGUCUGAGGAAGGUGGACAGAUUGCAGUUUUUGACGCCACCAACACAACCCGCGAGCGAAGAUCCAUAGUCUUGCAUUUUGCCAAAGAAAACGGAUAUAAAGUGUUCUUCAUUGAGUCCGUCUGCAACGACCCGACUGUGGUGGCGAGCAACAUCAUGGAAGUCAAGCUGUCCAGCCCGGAUUAUAAAGACUGCAACUCAACGGACGCCAUGGAAGAUUUCAUGAAGAGAAUCAGCUGCUAUCAAUCCAGUUACCAACCUCUUGAUCCGGAUGGAUACGACAGAGAGUUGUCGCUCAUCAAAGUGAUCGACGUUGGUCGAAGGUACCUGGUGAACAGAGUCCAGGAUCACAUCCAAAGUCGGAUUGUCUACUACCUGAUGAACAUCCACGUGCAACCCCGGACUAUCUACUUGUGUCGGCACGGCGAGAGCGAAUUCAACCUCAAAGGGAAGAUCGGUGGCGACUCGGGGCUCUCCAGCAGAGGCAAGAAGUUUGCCAGCGAGCUGAACAAUUUUGUCAAGGAGCAAAAUCUGAAUGAUCUCAGAGUCUGGACCAGCCAUCUAAAGAGGACAAUCCAGACGGCAGAAGCUCUUGACCUGCCCUAUGAGCAGUGGAAGGCUUUGAAUGAAAUUGAUGCUGGUGUGUGUGAAGAUAUGACUUAUGACGAAAUCAAAGAAAAGUAUCCGGAAGAAUUUGUUCUACGUGAUCAAGACAAAUAUUAUUACCGCUAUCCAUCAGGAGAGUCCUAUCAAGAUCUGGUGCAGAGAUUGGAACCGGUCAUCAUGGAGCUGGAAAGACAGGAAAACGUCCUUGUGAUUUGUCACCAGGCCGUCAUGCGUUGCCUCUUGGCUUACUUCCUCGACAAAAGCGCAGAAGAAAUGCCCUAUCUGAAAUGUCCUCUCCAUACAGUCCUGAAACUGAGUCCUGUAGCUUACGGUUGCCGAGUGGAGUCCAUCUAUCUGAACGUUGAAGCUGUGAAUACUCACCGGGACAGGCCAGAGGACGCAAAGAAGGGACCACAUGCGCUCAUGAGGCGUAAUAGCGUGGUCCCUCUGGCCAGUCCAGAACCCGUCAAAAAACCUCGCAUGAACAGGUUUGAAGAACAUGCCACUGCUUCAGCCGCCUUACCAGUCCAUACCUGCCUCUCUCCGGAAGGCCCCGUACAGCUUCCCGGACAAAACCUGAAUCCUCCACACACCCAACCUUGAGAAUCUCUUUCGGCGGGACUUCGGGAACCUUGGUGGAAGCCAACCGCCGUGCCAUCAUUCAUCUCCGAAACUUGGCAGCCUGCUCCACAACAUCUCCGUUCGACUCCAGUUGAUUUGUUGAUGAUCUCCAUCGCUGGUUUAUCUUGCCUUCUUGGACUUAAGAAAAAUGGAGCGGCGGAAGGAGGAAACACCAGAGAGAGAGAGAGAAAGAAAGAAAGAAAGAGAGAUGGAGGAAAAAAUAAAGGAAAAGAAAGAGACUUUAUUUCAUCAGCAUAUAAACUCUGGAUCUGAACCUGAUUUUAAAGCUGGGUUUGGUUUUUUUUCCCCAUCUACUCCAAUUUGACUCCAGCAAGCACCAAAAUGCUUCUGUUACACACCAUACGUCCUACAAGUUUUGGUCAUUGUUAUUCUGUUUUGUUUCGGUUUUAAAGCAGCGAGCUUGCCUUGCAGAAGAUUACUAUGUUGACCCGCAGCAUCUCUUUAAGAUAAAAGGGUUAGGGUCAGCUUAGGUGGGCUUUGUAGCUAAGACAGAGGCGAAAGGGGAGAUGAAAAGUGUGAACAUUCGUGAGUCUGUCCCAUCUCUUCGUUUCCACCUUAGAUGUUCACUGAAUUUUAGCUGUCCUUGGCGAACUGGUCCGAGACAGAGUCCGAUCAGUUGCUCCCAGACUAGGCAGAGAAGAGAGAUAAGAGGCCAUAAAACAAUUGUGAAAAGUUGGUCCGCGCUUUUUGUAAGCAAGGGCCUCUCCUUUCUUCUAUAGGGGUGCAUUAAAAGUUCCGUCCCCCUGAACAUCCGCGUCAGUACAAGGACUGUGUCCUGACCCUGCUUUGGGAUGUUUGUGUGUGUGUGUGAGAGAGAGAGUGAUGGGACACGACACUUGGCACACCCUGGCCUCUUUUCUAGUUGGGUGGGAGACUUCCCACUCAGGAAAGGCCCAUUUUUUUUAAGUCCGGUGUUAAGAGAGAGGCACUGGUCUUCUUUUCAGACCUGGGAUGUGUGUGGGGGAUUCUGCCCCGCCUUGCCUUUCCCCCACCUUUGUGUGUGUGGCUUGUGGGAAGGUCUCUUUGGAGACCAGUGAAGUCAUAAGAUGCAUCGUUUACGUUACAAGCAUCUCGCGGUGCAAACAGGGUAUGUUCCUACCGACCGACAACGAAUGAGCUUCCAGCAAACCGAGUCACUCGUGGAUAUCUGCAAAUUUACAGCUGGCAAGGCUGUUUUUUUCCAGCUUUCCACUCUUGUUUUAGCCACUGGAAACGGAUUUCUGACCCUCACGUUUGAGGCUCCGCCGUGUAUCCAGCAUAAAUCUGCAAGUUUUCAUAUCAAGGAAAAGGGAGAGAGGGUUCUAGGGCUAGAGUUUUGUCCUAAUCAUGUGUUGCCAAUAAAAAUUGCACAGUUGAAGAACGGCUGAUGUAGGUGCUCAACGCAUUAGAAUAGCAUGUUUAGGAACAAAGUUAAGGUUAGUUUCAUUCAGGUGGAUUGAUUUAUUAUGGGCCUCCCCCUUUUUUUUUUUACAUGUUGAAAUAACUAUUCUUAGCAGUAGUUGUAGAGUAUUAUUUUUAAAUGAUCGUUUUUGAUAGUUUUGAAGGACAUCUGAGUAAAUAAGCUUGCUUUCCUUUAUGACCAGAAUUUCUCCUGGUGACUUCUCAGCCUGUUUCUCCUGUUUCCCAGGUGUGCCACUCAAUUCACAGUCCUCAAUUCGACAGCGGGCUCAAAUAAAACGAACGCUUUUUAAAACAAAAACAAAAAAAACCAACGUAAUCGUAAUUAAGUCUUUGGGAACUUUGAGGGAAUUUGGGCCGCCAGGCGCGUUGUCGCAAGUUGAUGCCAAUCGCUUGAAGAUGAUUGUGUGUGUGACGGACAAAAGUAACAAUAAGUCUGGUUUCGAACGCAAGCCCUCUUUUUUUAAGAUUGAACUGUUCUGCCAAAGUUGACCCUGGAAAAGCUGUCCAGGAUGAUGAGAUAGGAAGUAGACAACUGCUGGGCGAGGAUGAGGUCCCCAAGGCGGACGGUUGCAGGGCGAUAAAGGUGAUUUUUAUUUUCCAAAUAAAGGAUUGUUUGACCCAAGGCCCAAGCGUUGACUUGCUAAUCUGAGAGGGUUUAUAUGUUUAUAAUAAGACUCCAUGUAGAUCGGCGGUAGGGGACUGAUGGCUCCUUUAUGGCUGGUGGACUUCAACUCCCAGAAUUCUUGAGCCAACCGUGCUCAGGAAUUCUGGGAGUUGAAGUCCAUAAGUCAUAAGGGGACCAUCGGGCCCUUACUCCUAGUGUAAACGAAAAUCUUUUUCUGCUUGUUAAGAUUAACUUCUUUGAAUUUUGUUUGGUUUUUAAAGACAUUUUUUAUUAUUAUUUUGAACGUUUUCAGGGCCUGUUUCGUUCUUUUUUUUUAAAAAAAAAACACUUUUACAUAGGUGUGAAUGGCCUCAUCUCCCACCCUCAAAUAUUUCCUUUUGAAAUUCUGUGGCAAAUAUUUUCUUUUGAAAUUCUGUGGCAAAUAUUUCCUUUUGAAAUUCUGUGGCAAAUAUUUCCUUUUGAAAUUAUAUUUCCUUUUGAAAUUCUGCCACCACAAAAUAGAGCAAAUGGGGGCAAAACAAAAACUUAACACUUCCCAUCCUUACCCUGCCCUCCCCCCUAAAAAGCCGCCCCCCCCCCUUCUCUGGACAAAGUGCAUUUUGCAAUAAUGGUUUUAGGCCAAAUUGUUUUCUUACAAAUGCUGUCCACCUUGAAAGAGACGGAAAUAAGGAAAUGGGGGGGAUGAAAUCUCAGAACAAAAUGGAUUUUUCCUGUUUGAAAGGAGGGAGAAAGCUUAAAAGGCUGUUAAUUACCGUAUUAUUGUGGGAUUGUGUAACGGUUUUUGUGGUUGCAGGGUGUGGGGCAUGGCAUGGAAAUCCUAUUUAAAUGCUAUUAAAAAUUCUAGCAGUGGUGAUUCCUCGGGUUGGUUGGUUGGGGCUUUUUUUCCCCUUUGAUACUUGAAGUUAGAUUUUUUUUAAACAACCAUUUUUAAGAGCAAGAGGCUAUUUAUUUAUUUAAUUGAUCUCGCAGAACCACGGAGUCUCCCCCCCCAAACUCGCUGUUCCAGUCUUCAUAAAUUUUGUAUUGAAAUUUUAAGUUUUAUGUGUCUGUACGGGAUGAUUUUAAUCUAUUUUCUUUCCCCCUCAUCCCUGAAGGUGAAGAGCUGCGUGGCUUAUAAAACAGGCCUGUCCCUUUUUUGGAAAUUUGUAUAUUUUGCAAUUGCCGGACCAAUUAAAAUACCAUCUUUAACUAGAA